AUGAAGCUAGCUUUGGGUCUACUUCAUUUCCUUUUAUCCAUAAUCACUUUAUUUAAUUACAUUAAUGCGAAUCCAGUAAGUUUAGAGGAGAGAGACCAGCCAGCUGGGACCUUCGAAAUUAUAGGAGAAACUGGAGUAGGUGCUAUGCAUGCAGCUCUUGUUCGUCCAACAAAAGUUGUAAUUAUUGACCGAGUGGAAUUGAAUGCUGCUCAAACUGACAAUGGAACAAGCGCGUUUUCAUCUGAAUACGAUCUAUUAACCAAUAAAUAUCGAGUACUUAACUUGGCCACUAAUACCUUUUGCUCUGCUGGUUCUUUUAUGCCAAAUGGCACAUUACUUGAAACUGGUGGUGACGUAAUUGUUGGUACUAUAGGCGCUGGAAGCCAAUCUCUACGUAUGUUUACUGGGUGUGAUGAUCAUACAUGUGAUUGGACUGAAUAUAAAAAUUAUAUGAGUACUGCUAGGUGGUAUAAUACUAUGGUCAAAUUACCUGAUGGUCGUGUAAUGAACUUUGGAGGAUGUACAAAAGCUACUAAUGCAAAUACGCAAGAAAUAAAUAAUCCUACUUUUGAGUUUUUCCCAAACAAUGGCAAUAUUCUCCCUGGACCCGUAGGUCAAAAUUGGCUUUUUAUGUCUGCUAAUAAAAAAGCACAAAUUUGGGAUUAUGUAAAUCAAACAGUAGUAAAAACAUUACCUGAUGUCCCUGGUUCACCGCGUACUUAUCCAUUAACAGGAUCUUCCACAUUAUUACCAUUAAAUUAUACUAAUAAUUAUGCUGCUAUGAUAAUAUUUUGUGGUGGAUCUUUUGAUUUGAAACCUGAAGGUCUUGCUGAUAGUACUUGUGCAAGAAUCGAUUUAAGUAAAGAUAAUGCUACUUGGGAAACCGAAGAUUUUGGAAAUCCGGCUCAACCUCGAGUUAUGGCUGAUGGUGUUUUGAUGCCUGAUGGAAAACUUUUGUAUAUAAACGGUGCUGCUAAUGGAUUUGCAGGCUGGGAUACAGGAACACCUACUAAUAGACUUCAUUCGGCCCAAAACCCUAUAAAAACUCCAUUUCUUUAUGAUCCAUUGGCAAACAAUGGAUCACGAUGGACUACUCUAGCUUCAUCAACCAUAGUUAGAGUUUAUCAUUCAAAUGCUUUUCUAACGCCAGAUGGAACUGUCUUUGUGUCUGGAAGUAAUCCUAAUUCGCCCCCUUGUCCUACCUGUGCCACGUCUAUAAACGGACUAACUGCUAUAGUAGUAAACUAUAACCAAGUUGUAACAAUAGUAGUGGAUUUAAACUUACAAUCAGGAGUAACUUUCACUGCAUGUUUGAUACAUCAUGGUUUUGUUACACAUUCAAAUCAUAUGUCACAAAGAAUGGUUGUUCUAAAAGUUGAAAGUGUUAUUCCAACUGAUAAAGGAUAUGCUAUAGACGUUACAAUGCCACCUAAUGAGAAUAUGAUGCCUCCGGGAAGGAAUACCUAUUUAUAUAUUUUAUCUAACGGAGUACCAGCUGACACCGCUGCUGAAGUUGACCUUAGAUCCGCGAAUAAAUAA
Cetraspora pellucida is the source of this 1539-nucleotide messenger RNA. NCBI's taxonomy places the organism in Eukaryota, Fungi, Glomeromycota, Glomeromycetes, Diversisporales, Gigasporaceae. The record is from the annotation of a GenBank genome assembly.